UUUUUCUUCUUCUUUCUUUCUUUUCUUUUCUUUUUGAGCUUUGGAUGCUGUGUUGCAUUUAUCACUUUCCCCGAUGCAUUUAUUCUGCUCGGGGGAGAGGGAGAGUUGAGUGCAGAAGCGAGAGGAGGGAGAUAGCUGUACUGGCCUCACAUGGUGAAAGCUGCAGGUGGUGGUGGCGGCCAUGGCCUGGACCCCGCGCCUUUCUUUCCCCUCCGCUUUUGAGCUCGCCUCCUGCUCCGAUCUGCCCGCGUGAGCUGUGACCCCGCGCUUUUCCCCCCCUCUCCCCCCCAGCUCAGCUCAAGAGGAUAGAGAUAGAGAGAGAGAGAGAGAGAGAGAGAGAGAGAGAGAGAGAGAGUUAUUGGGAAGCAAGAAGAAAUGUGGUGUUGAGAUUGAGAGAGUGUGUGUGUUCUUCACGGAGUUCUUGCGAUGCGAUGCGAGGCAUUCCCGUCUUCUCCGUGUAGUCGUUGAAUUCGAGGAGACCAGCAACCUGCAACUGGGCGAGCUGCUGAUCAAUGAAAAGCAGCAUACGGUGGUAAUUAAGAAAUCAGGGGUUUCAGCUCUGAUCUGUUGAACAGUUGAUGGUUAUGGAUCGAACGAGUUGGCUCUGGAGGCGCAAGCCGUCAGACAAGAGCCCCGGAGGCGCCGAGAACACCGUGUCUGUGUCGUCACAUUCUGAGCACUACUCUGAUGAUCAGGAGGUUCUGAGGCCUGUCUCAAACAAUGCUUCACCACAUCUUGGCCAAUCACCUGGAAUGCCUUCAAGGGUUAGGGAUGAUGGGACCCAAGAGAUUGGAGUCACAAAACCCUCGAAUGAGAAGUUAGCAUUGGGAUUUAAACUAAAUGAUUCUUCUCCACGGCAUGGUCAAUCAUCAGAGCCACAGUCAUCUUCAAAUGUCAGAGAUGAAGAUGUAAAGGAGAACUUGAAGAGUUUGAAUGAUAAACUUGCUGCUGCAUUUUUGACAAUUAAUGCUAAAGAGGAAUUGGUGAGGCAGCACGCUAAAGUCACAGAAGAGGCUGUUUUGGGUUGGGAACAAGCUGAAUCUGAAGUUGCUGCCCUAAAGAAGCUACUUGAAGCUUCAGCCCAGAAGAAUGGUUCCCUCGAGGUUCAAGUCAGCCACUUAGCUGAAAAAAAUGCUUCUCUCGAGGUUCAAGUCAGCCGCUUAGAUGAGGCUCUGAAGGAAUGUGUCAGGCAGCUGCACCUAGCACAGGAAGAUCAAGCGGAGAAAGUCCAUGAUGUAGUUACCAAGUCCCAGGAGUUGGAGUCUGAGAACUCAAAGCUCCAAAACCGCAUCACUGAACUGAAGAAGCAGCUGGAAACCACGAAACUAGAAGCCUCCAACAUGUCUAUAGAUCAUGAUCUGCAAGAGAAGUUUCAGGCAAUUAAGAAAGAGAACAUGGAUCUCAAGUCCAAGCUUCUUGUACAGUCCAAGGACCUGAAGAUACUAUCAUUGGAAAGAGACUUGAGCAAUCAAGCAGCGGAAACAGCAAGCAAGCAACAUUUGGAAAACGUGAAAAAAAUUGCAAGGCUUGAGGCAGAAUGCCGCAGAUUACAUCAUCUAACUCGCAAAGCAACAUUAAUUAAUGAUUCUAGGCCUCUGGCAAACAAUACUUGUGUGGAGUCACUUACUGAUAGCCAAUCUGACAGUGCUGAACGCAUGGCUGCUGUUGAUAAUGAACUGCGGAAUUCCGACUCAUGGGCAUCUGCUCUGGUAGCUGAGUUUGAUCAGUUCAAGAAUGGAAAUGCUGAUGAGAAAAAUCUUGUGAACAAUCCUGUUGUGAUUGAUCUAAUGGAUGAUUUCCUUGAGAUGGAGAGGUUAGCUGCAUUGCCUGAAUCAGAUCGCACAAGCUCUACCUUCGAUAUGGAAACAGAUUCUGAUAAAGCUGUGACCAGAAACAGCUCCUCUAAACUUGAAACUGAAGAGUUGAGGAAUCAGGUGGCUGAUUUGCAUGCACAGGUUGAGAAGAUUGAAAGUGAGAAAAAGGAGCUUGAGAUGGCACUAAUGGAGGCAAGAAAUCAACUUGACAUCUCCUGCAAUGCACUAGUGGCAGCAAAGAACAGGCUAGUUGAAAUGCAAAUGGAGUUGGACUUGGCAAAUGACUCCAAGCAUGAUGCUUUGAGGGAUUUUGAGGGAUUGAACUCAGAGAAGAAGGCUUUGGAGUUUCAACUGGAGUCUAAAUCUGUACGAGUGGAGGAGUUACUUCAGGUGGUGGCUUCAUUGGAAGAAAACACAGAUAAAAAGGAAUUGGAGUCACAAUUAGAACUGCUGUCUGCGGAAGCCAAAGAGCUUCGUCUGACUGUAACAUCAUUAUUAGAGAAGAUUGAAGCUGAAAGGUCUCUUUCUGUGCAGCAUCAAGCAGAAGCAGUGGCUGCAUGUAAUGCGAAAGAAUCGUUGGAGGAACAGCUAUAUUCAGCAAACACUGAAGUAGAGAGAUUGCAUGUCAUUGUCAAAGAACUGGAGGAUGAGGUAGAAAAAGAGAAGAUGAGGCAGGAAGAACUCGUGGCAGAAUUAGAAAUGAAGAUGGAAACAGCUGUCGAGGCUAUUAAAGAAUCAUUGGAGGCACAACUAUGUGCAGCAAACACUGAAGUAGAGAGACUGAAUAGCAUAGUUCAGGCACUAGAGAACGAUAUAGAAAAAGAGAAGGCGCUGCAUAAAGAACUGACAGCACAGUUAGAGGUGAAGUUUGAAGAAGAGAAAGCUCGUUCUGUUCAGACUGUUAAGGAAUCAAUGGAGGCACAGCUAUGCUCAUCAAACACCGAAGUACUAAAACUGCGUGACAUUGUUAAAGCACUAGAAAAUGAGGUAGAAAAGGAGAAGGCACUGCAUGAAGAUCUUUCAGCACAGUUGGAGGCGAAGAUCGAAGCAGAGAGAACUUUUUCUGUGGAGGCUAUUAAAGAAUCAUUUCAGUCAGAACUCCAGUCAGUGAACUCAGAAGUUGUGGAGCUGCGCGGUAUGGUGACUGCACUUGAGCAUGAGGUGGUAAAGGAGAAAACAUUUUCUGCAGAGCUCCAAAUGCAGCUAGAAGCUCUGGAGGCAAUAAAAAGGGUGUUGGAGUCUGAGAUUGAGUCUGCACAUCAGGAUAACAGAAAGCUCAAUGAUAAGGUGAAGUCUUUUGAAGCAAAACUGAAAAAACAGGUGUCUUCAGCGGUGGACUUCACAGCCAAGGAAGAAGCCAUGCAGUCAGAGAGAAGGGCCAUGAAGCAACAACUUGAAGCAGCAAAGAUGGAAGUUGGAAAGCUGACAAACAAGGUGAGCUUGCUCCAAGGGGAGGUGUUACAGGAGAGAUUGUUAUCAGAAGAGUUCGAACAAGAAUACCACAAGCUGGAGGCUCGGCUGUCAAGGGAUAGCCGGGACGCGAAGCUCUGGCGACUCGCAAAUUCAAAUGGGGGUCUGAAGGCCAAGCAGGAGAAGGAACUUGCAAAUGCUGCUGGGAAGCUCGCAGAAUGCCAGAAGACCAUAGCUUCUCUCGGCCGUCAGUUGAAAUCAUUGACCGACAUCGACAAUACGAUUGUGGAGCCUGAGAGACUGGAACCCAGAGAAAUCAGAGAAAUGCCGCUCGAUUUUAGAAAUAGUGAUGCUGACUUUGCAGUAUUUGCAGAUGAGUUAUAUGAUUUUGAUCUUCCAAAGGUCAACAGCAGCUGCUUUUCGCCGUUACCGUCGAUCCAGCCCUCUUCGCCACCUUCAGAAAUGUCAGUAUUUGCAGGGGGCCUGUCUUCACUUAGUAGUUUCAGAAGCAAAAGAAGAAAGUAAAGAGCUGGUGAAAACAAACUGUCCAGAUGCUACUAACAGUUCAUGGAUGCUCUCAUCUGUAGGUAGAUCAGUGUACAUUUACAGAAACUGAUUGUAGAUUCUGUGUGCUGAAUUCCGUUCCAGCAAGCUCAGUUUUUUUUUCACAGCCUUCUUGAUGAGAUUUUUACUGUAUCAGUGUUGGCUGUUUUGGUGCCAGAAAAAAUGGGAAGAAAAAUGUAAACUCAGUAUCAGUGUGAGACUGCAGAAGUGCAGAUACAUUGUGGUGUAUUUGUGUUGUGCGGCUUAUACUUGCUGUGUGAAUUGUGAUCUCCAUAUUACCAAUCA
Oryza sativa Japonica Group (Japanese rice) is the source of this 4073-nucleotide messenger RNA. RefSeq names its product filament-like plant protein 3. The record is from RefSeq and is a predicted model, not a curated record. Lineage: Eukaryota; Viridiplantae; Streptophyta; Magnoliopsida; Poales; Poaceae.